Molecule: messenger RNA, 843 nt
Organism: Nematocida minor
Lineage: Eukaryota; Fungi; Microsporidia
Product: palmitoyltransferase ZDHHC3/7/25
Exons: 1
Coding region: 1-843 (280 amino acids)
Biological process (GO): peptidyl-L-cysteine S-palmitoylation; protein targeting to membrane
Cellular component (GO): endoplasmic reticulum; Golgi apparatus
Molecular function (GO): protein-cysteine S-palmitoyltransferase activity
Source: RefSeq, a predicted model, not a curated record
AUGUAUUUUAGCAACAGGAGCUACAUGGACAAAGUGGGGCUCUCUCUGACCUACUCUCUGAUUAUGUAUAUAGGAGUAUUCUCGGGCCCGGUUUUUCUGUGGAAUGAUCUGAAAAAUUGGCACAUAACAAGAACGUGUCUGGCUAUCUUAAACGGUCUUGUGGUUCUGGACUUGGUUCUGCUUAUAUUUGUGAGCAGCACACGAGGAUACGUAAAAGAGGAGGAGUACGUCCCGGGAGGAAAGUUCUGCUACGAGUGCAGGAAGGCAAAGCCCGAAAGAGCCCACCACUGCUCAAGAUGCAAGAAAUGCAUCAACAGAAUGGAUCACCACUGUCCAUGGGUUGGGUCGUGCAUCAACGCGAGCAAUCUUGGAAAUUUCAUCAAGCUGAUUUUUUCGAUUCUAAUGAGCUCUCUGAUGGCUCUCUUUCUGCACGGGUAUGUCUUCCAUCUUAAGAUAAGGUUGUUCUACGACUCAAUCGAGAUCAAGCCUUCCCUGUGCGUCAUCAGCGUAAAUAUUAUAAUUUUAAUCCUUGUGGCGACAGGACUUCUCUUCAUUUUCAUACGGCAAAUGAAGUUUUUAUUGGCAAAUGUAACGUAUUUAGAGUAUCUGCAGAUUAAAAAGCUGAACGAGAUAGGAGUGAUUGAGCCCAGGAACCCAUACGACAAAGGGGUGCUAGGGAACCUGAAAAUAGCCCUGGGGAGUCCGCUGGGGUUCCUGGCGUGCAGAGAGCCAGAAGAUGCAAAAGUAUUUGGAUACAAAAACUACUGGCCUCCUCUGCGAAUGUCCAGGUCGAUGUCCUCCAGCCAGAUAGCGCUGAACUCUUCGAUAGCAGACAGAAUAUGA